Molecule: messenger RNA, 625 nt
Organism: Octopus bimaculoides (California two-spot octopus)
Lineage: Eukaryota; Metazoa; Mollusca; Cephalopoda; Octopoda; Octopodidae
Product: intraflagellar transport protein 20 homolog
Biological process (GO): protein localization to cilium; cilium assembly
Cellular component (GO): centrosome; ciliary basal body; non-motile cilium
Source: RefSeq, a predicted model, not a curated record
AACUUUACUUAAAAAAAAAAACAUAAAAACUGGAAAAUGUCGGACGAAGCUUUUCGAAAAGCUGGAUUAAAUAUUGAUGAAUUAAAUAAUAUACGGUUAUUAGAUCCUGAUAUAUUUCAACAGAGCUCUGAACUGAAGGACGCUUGCAAAGAAUUUACAGACAAAAUCGAGUCCUUUCAUAAAAUCGUAGCGUCUGUCAUUGCAGUAGUUGACAAUGUUGCAAAGGAAGUGGAAAAAGAGAAAAUGAAGGCAAUUGGUUCAAGGAACAUGCUGAAAUCCAUAACGAAACAGAGAGAAGCAGAACAGAUGCAACUUUUGGCACUGAUCACAGAAAAAACAAUGCAGUUAGAAAGAUUACGCAUCCAACAUGAAGCUUUGUUAAAACAGGAAAGAGAUCAAAAUGAAUUUAUUGAACAGUUAAUGCUAGAAAAAUAAUGGGCAUCUUUUUUGCAGAAGGUUCUUCAACAAAAAUCUAUUUUAUAUGUGGUUUGAAAAAAAAAAAAAUAUAUAUAUAUAUCAAUCAUGUAAAAAUUAAUUUAAUAUUCUCCCACCCCCCAUCCUCAUGUUUGAAAAGAAAUUAUUUUCUAUUAAAGUUCUUUCAAUAAAAUGCACAUUUUAAACUUUU